AUGGUGCUGGUUAUGGAGGCGGCGGUGGUGCUGAUGGUGCGGGUGCUGGGGAUGGUGGUGGUCCGUCUCGGAAGCAGCAGGCUGGGACGGCGCAAGAAGAAGGGGGCGGGGCGGAAAACGGUAAAAGCGCGCGCACGAGUGCUUCUGCGGUACUGUGACUACAAAUUCAAUCCCAACAUGGUUUCGACUGUUGGGGUAGAUAACCAGUUCAAAGAUCCGGGGAUCAGGGGCAAGGCGUAUCGGCUGAACAUUUUUGACACGGCCGGCCAAGAGAAAGUCUACGCCCUCUCAAAAAGCUUCUACCGUGGUUGUCACGGCGUCCUCCUGGCCUAA
Messenger RNA from Parathielavia appendiculata, 333 nucleotides. RefSeq lists its product as uncharacterized. NCBI's taxonomy places the organism in Eukaryota, Fungi, Ascomycota, Sordariomycetes, Sordariales, Chaetomiaceae. Gene Ontology annotation, molecular function: GTPase activity; GTP binding. Gene Ontology annotation, biological process: protein secretion; regulation of exocytosis. The transcript has 4 exons. Gene Ontology annotation, cellular component: intracellular membrane-bounded organelle. The coding region runs from base 1 to 333 and encodes 110 amino acids. The record is from RefSeq and is a predicted model, not a curated record.